UCUCACCUCCUUAAAUUAUUCCUACUUCACUCACUCUUGCACCCACUCAUUUUUUUUCACUUUUUUCUUCUUCUUCUUCUUCUGGCUUUUCACCUCUCUUUCUUCUCAUAAUUCAACUUAAAAAGCCUCCUUGCUUGGCAAGUUUUUGGAGCGCUGGGUUUUGUUGUAUGCAGCUUUUCAUGGUUGGUUUCAUUUCUUUCUGGAUACCGUCACCAUGGGUUCAGGUGCAUGGAAGUUUGUCUUCUACAAAUGUGUUUUCUAGUAUUUGACAAGACAAGGCAAGUGAUCAUUGCGAUUGCAUGGGGUUGGGGUGGCACCAUGAGGGACUCCUUGGAUGCAGUUUAAAUGACUUGAUUUUGGCAUCUUCAAACUUAAUUGCUUCUGGAUAAAGCACUUUCUUGAAAUUAUCCAAGUCCAUAUGGAUGUUGGAGAGACAAAAUGUUCCUACGGCAAGCCUCCGUGGAUAUUCAAAGGCAGCGCGUUGUAUCAACUCCAUCUUGUCAAAGCAGCAACUGUCCGAGCAUGCAUUCCGAAAGAUUUCAGAUUAGUUGAAGCAUUUGGGUAUACUCUUGGCGGCUUCUUUCUUGCCAACUAUGAUGACAGUCCAGCAGGAGUCUUUGAUGAGCUCGUUGUGAUUGCUGGACUUGUAUGGAGCCCUCCAACAUCUUGCGCCUGGGCAGCUAAGGUGCUUGUGAAUAGUGAUGAAGCUUGUAAACAUGGACGAAAGGAAGUAGGGCUUCCAAGUCAUGUUGCGAGGUUUUCAAAGAGGAUUACAGCAGUUUCAAGGCAACCAAAGAGCAAAAAUAUGGGAUUUCUUAAUGUAAAUGGUAGCAGUGCUGCUUUCUGUGAUCCAAAAGAUUGUAUGGAAGUUCAAGUGACUGAAAUCAAGGCGUCGUCAGUUAAAGAUUCCUGGAAUGUCAACCUCACCACUUUUGUGCCUGAAUCGAGUGGUGAGUGGAGGGGGCCAGCGAUCAAAAUGUCUCUUCCAAGUUUUAGCGGCGGCACAGAAUAUUAUCCCAACCUUCUCAAGUACUCUUGCCGGAUUGAGUGCAGGGUACAAGCAGUGCAUCCGGCAAAAGUUUCAGGACCAUCUCCGAUGCCAAAGAAUGAAACAGAAAAAUCUUCAGAAAUCCAUACCAGCAAUACAAACAACCACGCAACCGAAGAAUUUGUGGAUAAAGGCAACCUCCUCUGGGAAUCUGUGAUGUUAUCCAAGCCCGUAUUGGCAUUGCAGUUCAGUUGUAUGAAAAUGCAGGUUGAAGCUCCAGUUGUAGUUUUCAACUCCAAGAACUCUUUAACAACCACUUGAUCAUAAUUUAUUUUGGCAGGCUGUAAUGUUUUUUUAUAUAGAAUUAUUUAUCUUGAUGUAUUUUUGCCGGAAUAAAUCGGCUCCACCUGAAUAAUUCAAACAGAUCAAUUACUUGAAA
Messenger RNA from Pyrus x bretschneideri (Chinese white pear), 1427 nucleotides. Its product is annotated as protein NEOXANTHIN-DEFICIENT 1. The coding region runs from base 419 to 1309 and encodes 296 amino acids. The transcript has 12 exons. NCBI's taxonomy places the organism in Eukaryota, Viridiplantae, Streptophyta, Magnoliopsida, Rosales, Rosaceae. The record is from RefSeq and is a predicted model, not a curated record.